CCUGGCGGUAACGGGGAAGGGGGCUGAGCUCGGGAAGGGGCAGGUUUGGGAAGGGGCGAAGAAAGGAAUCAGUGCGGACCUGUGAAACGCCGCCCUCGGGACAGGGGUGCCCGGCAGCACCGAGACCAGGCGGGGCCAGGCUGGUCCCGGGGCCGUGCGGCGGGACCUCCCUCCCUCCCUCCCACAUAGCGGCGGGGCGAGCCUUUCCCGCCCACUCCCGAUUUAUGGCAUACACCAUGGUGCAUCUGUGCUGGAAGCUGUCCAUCUGCUUUUUCUUCUAUCAAGUUGUCUCAGGAAGAGUCAGGAGGGAGGGGCAUUACGUUGCCGCCGUGUACGAGCACGAGUCCAUACUGAGUCCCAACCCGACAGUCCUGGUGGAUCGGCGCUCCGCGCUGGAUCUCAUGGGCAAGAACCUCGACAUCUACGAGCAGCAAGCAGUGGCUGCUGCCAGACAGGGGGCACAGAUCAUUGUUUUUCCUGAAGAUGGAAUCCAUGGCUUCAACUUCACCAGAAGCUCCAUUUAUCCUUACUUAGAUUUCGUUCUGCAUUCGCACUCUGGGAAGUGGAAUCCGUGCAGAGAGCCCUAUUUGUUCAAUGACACAGAGGUUAUUCAGCGUCUGAGCUGCAUGGCACUGAAGAACAAAAUAUUCCUUGUGGCAAACUUAGGAACUAAGCAGCCCUGUGAACACACUGAUCCUCACUGUCCACCUGAUGGAAGGUACCAGUUCAACACCAACGUGGCGUUCGAUGAUGAUGGUACGUUGGUAGCCACAUACCGCAAACACAACCUGUAUUUCGAAUACGCUUUUGAUACCCCUCCAGAGCCUGACUACAGACACUUUGAUACCCCUUUUGCUGGCAAGUUUGGCAUGUUCACUUGCUUUGAUAUACUCUUUUUUGAGCCCGCAGUGAACCUCAUCAGACAAUACAAUUUGAAACAAAUUGUAUAUCCAACUGCCUGGAUGAACCAGCUCCCGCUCUUGUCUGCUGUAGAAUUUCAACAAGCUUUUGCAACAGCUUUUAAUGUCAAUAUUUUAGCAGCUAAUAUCCACCAUCCUACCUUGGGCAUGACAGGGAGUGGGAUAUACACUCCAGUCAAAUCCUUCAUCUACCACAACAUGGAAAGUUAUGGUGGCAAGCUCAUAGUAGCAGAAAUUCCUGUGAUUACCACGGAUCAUGAAACCAAUUUGGAGAGUAAUGAAAGAUUCAGAGAGAACUUACAUGGCUCAUGCAGGACUUUUACGAGCACCUUGCUGGAUGAUCAAGUUUGCUUUAAGGAGCAAGAAGAGACUCCUGGCAAAAUAUCUGAAAAAGGAAAUGAACAGUUACCUCCCCCAUUUUAUGCAGAAAUGAUGUAUGACAACUUUACUUUUGUUCCUGUAUGGGGGGAAAAAGGACAGCUCCAGGUUUGUGCCAAUACCCUUUGUUGUUACUUAAAUUAUCAGAGAGCUGUUUUAACUGAUGAAUUAUAUGCUUUGGGAGUUUUUGAUGGGCUCCAUACAGUGCAUGGCACAUACUAUGUCCAGGCCUGUGCAUUAGUGAAGUGUGGUGGUCUCAGCUUUAGCACUUGUGGACAGGAGGUUACAGAUGCCACUGCUCUGAUAGAUUUCCAGCUAUGGGGAAAUAUGAGUACCCCUUACAUCUUUCCUUUGCUGCUGACAUCUGGUAUUACCUUGGACUUUGCUGAUCACAUGGGCUGGAAAAACAAUCACUAUUUCAUGAGCAAAAAUAGAACAUCUUCUGGCCUUCUGACAGCUGCUCUGUAUGGACGAUGGUAUGAAAAGGACUAGCACAGAUAUUUUGAGUCAGAAAACAACUGCCCCUAUGUUCAGAGCAUUUAUCUUAACAGAAGUUGUUGAACAUCCACACUUCCUAGAGGUCCAGGUGUGUUUGUUAAAUGACUGAUUAAGUUCCACAUUUGAAAUGAUAAGCAAAGCACCCUAAGAAUCUGUAAGUACAGUCUGUACUGUGGUAGCUUAUGUCUUACCAGAAGGGAAAGAACUGCCUUGCAAAGAUAAAGGCUUGCUGUAAUUUGGUGAGAUGUUUUAUAUGGGGAAAACAACUCAUUUCAACUGAAUUUGUUCCUUUUAAUUUAAUCCUUUCGUUUUCUGGUGUUCUGGCUUGGAAUGUGGAAAUUAAUGGAAUGGAAAACUGUUGCAAGAGAAAAAAAA
Molecule: messenger RNA, 2171 nt
Organism: Neopelma chrysocephalum (saffron-crested tyrant-manakin)
Lineage: Eukaryota; Metazoa; Chordata; Aves; Passeriformes; Pipridae
Gene: BTD
Product: biotinidase
Exons: 4
Coding region: 225-1790 (521 amino acids)
Molecular function (GO): hydrolase activity, acting on carbon-nitrogen (but not peptide) bonds, in linear amides
Source: RefSeq, a predicted model, not a curated record